AUGAUGUUUCGCCCAUACUUGAUCGGGAUUACUGGAGGCUCCGCAAGUGGGAAAACAUCAUUGAGCAAUAGAAUUCAAGAAGCCUUGGCCCUUGACUGUACACUAAUAAACUCAGACUAUUUUUAUAAAGACUUAACUCCUUUGCAGCUGCAAAAAGUAUCUGACUCCCCCCCCCCCUCCGUGAGUGAACAAAAAAAUUUUGUUCACUCACGGAGGGGGGUUAAUUUUUUUUUUUAAAAAAAAUUUUAUAUAUAAAUUCUAUAAAAAUAUUUUUUUUUUUCGAAAUUCGCAAAAAAAAUUGGAAAGCAAAUAUUAAUUUUAAUUUAUAAAAUUUAUGUUUUAAAAAGCAAUUCGUUUAAAAUUAAAUAGAAUUAGCUCUAGAUUUCAUUAUACUAAUUAUCAUUUAUAUAUCAAAAAAAUUUUUUUCAUAAAAAAUGUUUUCUAUUAAAAAAAUUUUUGUUUCACUCACGGAGGGUGGGUUUUUGGGCAAAAAAUAGCGAUUUUUCUAAUGGUUUUGUUCACUCACGGAGGGGGGGGGAGUGAGUACAAUUUUGACCACCCUGAUGCUUUCGAUUUUGUGGAAAUGCAUCAUACUAUUUGGAAUCUCAUGAAUGGAGAAGAGGUAAAUGUUCCAAUAUAUGAUUAUGCUCAUUAUUGCAGAUCUAAUUCGUUUAUACUUGCAAAGCCAGCCCAGUUUAUUAUUUUGGAAGGGAUUAUGGCAUUGUAUGAUACAAAGAUAAGGGAAAUGAUGAAUCUGAAAAUUUUUGUUCAUACUGACUCUGAUGAGUGUUUAGCGAGAAGAAUUUUGAGAGACACUGAGAUGAGAGGGAGAGAUAUUAAGUCUGUUAUUAAUCAGUAUAGAAAAUUUGUAAAGCCAGCGUUCGAUGAUUUUAUUUUUCCUAUGAUGAAGUUUGCUGAUAUCAUUAUUCCUAGAGGGGCUGAAAAUAAAACUGCUUUUGAUAUCAUAAUACAAAAUUUAAUGAGUAAGAAAAAUAAAUAA
Molecule: messenger RNA, 1000 nt
Organism: Blepharisma stoltei
Lineage: Eukaryota; Ciliophora; Heterotrichea; Heterotrichida; Blepharismidae
Source: the annotation of a GenBank genome assembly